CACAAAACCCCUUUCCUCUUACUUUCCUUUAGCCCCGCCCCACAACCAAUUCUCUCACCCGAAAUCAUUCUCCUCCGCCGCGAAUGGCCGCCGUCGAUUUGCAGUUGCCUCCCGGAUUCCGAUUCCACCCCACCGACGAAGAACUCGUCAUGCAUUAUUUGUGCCGGAAAUGCGCUUCUCAGUCCAUUGGCGUCCCGAUUAUCGCAGAAGUCGACCUCUACAAGUACGAUCCUUGGGACCUGCCAGGUUUGGCUUUGUAUGGCGAGAAGGAAUGGUACUUCUUUUCGCCCAGGGACCGGAAGUACCCUAACGGGUCGAGACCGAAUCGGGCGGCCGGGAGUGGGUAUUGGAAGGCAACCGGGGCGGACAAGCCCAUCGGGCACCCGAAACCGGUUGGUAUAAAGAAGGCUUUGGUGUUUUACUCCGGCAAGGCCCCGAGAGGCGAGAAGACUAAUUGGAUCAUGCACGAAUACCGCCUUGCUGAUGUGGAUCGCUCCGCCCGCAAGAAAAACAACAGCCUUAGGCUGGAUGAUUGGGUGCUGUGCCGCAUAUACAACAAAAAAGGUACAAUCGAGAGGCAGCAGGAGAACGUCAGCAGCCGGAAUAUGGCGAGCGCAGUGACGUCAGAGGAGGAUAUUAAGCCCGUCGGCCUGACGUCAGUCCCGGAGGCUCCGCCCUUGGCGUACGAGGACUUCGUCUACUUCGACCCAUCGGAUUCCAUCCCGCGGCUGCACACGGACUCAAGCUGCUCCGAGCAUGUGCUGUCUCCGGAGGUGGAGAGCGCGCCGAAGCUGGCGGAGUGGGAGAAGUCCGCCAUCGAAUUCCCGUUCAGCUACAUGGACGCCGGUAACGGCGCCUGCACGCUGAUGAGCUCGCAGUUUGAGGGGAAUUAUCAAAUGGAUCCGAUGAACGACGUGUUCACAUAUAUCACCAAGCCAUUUUGAAGUGGGACCCAUUGGGUUUGUCGCACGUGGCACAGGAGACUAUGUGGAGUCUAUGAGUGUGCACGUGCGACCGCAGGGUCAGUGUACUCUAGUGAUUAGUGUUAGUAAUUUGUAUUAGAAUGGUAAUUUGGGGGUGGUCUUUAAGUGUUAGUAAUGUCAAUGGAUUUUGCUCUUAAUUUUGCAAAAGUGUUAAUAGAAAUGGAAUUUUGUGUUAUGCAAAUCCAUUUUGUUUAAGGU
Messenger RNA from Sesamum indicum (sesame), 1181 nucleotides. RefSeq names its product NAC domain-containing protein 2. Gene Ontology annotation, molecular function: DNA binding. NCBI's taxonomy places the organism in Eukaryota, Viridiplantae, Streptophyta, Magnoliopsida, Lamiales, Pedaliaceae. The record is from RefSeq and is a predicted model, not a curated record. Gene Ontology annotation, biological process: regulation of DNA-templated transcription.